CAAAGCACCUGGAUCGAGGUUCCAAGCCCAGUGAGUACUUCCUGACAGAGGAACUAGAAGACAGCGAUGAUGACUCAGCAGCCAUCGUUGAGUACCUUCGGCGCAGCGACACAGUCAUCAUUUACCCAGAAGCUCCAGAGGAAGCAAAACGACUGAGAACAGCAGAGGUCACAAGUCAAAAAGGGAACAAGCUUGGCUUGCCCUCUGAUCCCACAGAUGACUUUGCUCAACUUCUCACCUGUCCGUAUUGUGAGAGAGGCUACAAAAGACUGACGUCCCUGAAGGAGCACAUCAAGUACAGACAUAAGAAGAAUGAGGAGAGCUUUGCUUGCCAACUGUGCAUGGACACCUUUGACUCCAGCUCUCUUUUGGACCAUCAUAUGACAACACACAAGCUUGAAAGAGAAAAGCCCCCGCAGCUCAGCGAAGAAUCUGAAAACCGAAAGUUCAAAUGCAGUGAGUGUGGAAAAGCUUUCAAGUACAAGCACCACCUGAAGGAACAUCUUCGCAUUCACAGCGGUGAAAAGCCAUAUGAAUGCUCAAACUGCAAAAAGCGCUUCUCUCACUCUGGAUCUUACAGUUCCCACAUCAGCAGCAAAAAAUGCAUUGGCCUGCUAACUCUUAAUGGACAAGUAUAUAAUGGAAAUUUUGGCAAGUCCUUUUCAUUCCCAAGAUCUACAACUUUGUCUCCCGGAAGUCCUACAAUUCCCCACCUCCACCCCAAAGUGGAAAAAGGGCAACCCCUCUUUUCCCAAAUUCAGCAAGGUCAACCUCAUGUUAGAGGUGAACUAAAUUACUUAAAUGACUGUCACCUCCUAAUGGCCUCACAACAUGCCUUUGAGGAUACAAGAGCAUACCUAAAUGGUCAUGGCUUUAGCUCUCCGAGGAUCCACAGCUCCCCUCAGAGCUCUCUUCCACAUUUGGGAAGCAUGGAGGUAGACCUACCUCUUCUGAGCUACAUGGCCCCUCCCGGGAGCAGUCUAAGUGAGGUUCAGAAACUUCUUCAUGUUAUGGACAACAAUGUGUACAGGCAGAACCCAGAGAAGAUGUCCCAAAUGAAGGCAUAUAUGAAAGAGCUGGAGCUGCAGAUCCAAGCCCAGGCUGGCUUGCAGGCACUGACUCACAGCAACCCCACCAAAAACAUCACUGACUACACACUAAAGAAAGUCAGAGAGGCUAAGAGUCUAAUCAACAAGGAAAUGAAUCAAGUGAGUCACAAGAAGGAGAAAUCAAAUCACUCAUUUAUUCUUAGCAGUGAGGAAAAGUCACUUGAUGAACAGACAUUGUUACUCCCAUUCGGCUGCCAGUACUGCAAAGAUACAUUUCCUGGUCCCAUUGCACUGCAUCAACAUGAGCGAUAUUUGUGCAAAAUGAAUGAAGAAAUCAGUGGAGCCCUGGAACCAACAGAUAAUCGUCUGGCUGGCUGCCAAGGGACACUAGUUGAUGAACUGUCCAGUACAGAUGGGGCAACUAGCCCCACUUAUUCAUUAAAGGAUCACUUUUCAGUGCUCAAGGCUUGUUUUGCUUUGAAUACAGAGCCUAAUUUUGAGGAAGCAGGGAAACUGUCACAUGGUGGUCCUCAAGAGUUUGUCAAAGAGUGGUUUGCCAAUUAUAAGACUCAAAACCACCAAAUCGGAAGUGUUAGAAAAAAGACCCUCCUACCUAAUCAUGGUGCUCAUGAUCAUAACUUGAGCCACUCUCCAAUAUCACUUCUUACUGUAGAUAUACACUGUGGGUUAACCAAUGGCAAUGGCUCCCACAAAGUUGAAAAAACGAACCACUUUGGUGCUAAUAGGCAAGCAGCAGGGGGGAAGUCACAAAUUCCCUCAGACAACUUUAAAAGAAACACUUUAUCGCCCCUCAACUUAAACAACCUUCCAUCUCACUCCACUUUCUCCAAAAACUCACAGAGUAGGUCAUACACUCCAAAUAGCCUCACUUCUGAGGAGACUCUUGAGGACACACCACUGGAUCUGUCGCUUCCCAGACGUGUGGAACAGAAACUUGUUUCUGUGGAAGAAAAGCAAGUAAGACCUCAAGGCUUAAUUCCUGAAUGUAACAUGAAGUUGGCAGAGAAAGAACAAGCUUGUGGACCUUUUGAUCUCAUCAACAUAAAAACUGAGGUGUUGGACUCUGACAUUGAAGGGAAUUCUGGUCAUCCACCACAGAACAGCACCAGCCCUCUCUUUGGAAUUGAUCCCUUCUAUGGUGGCCCUGUGUAUACGGCCCUGUCACCUCAUGGAGUAUUUACACCACCUACCUUCAGGUCUUCCACCCAGUCGACAAAAAUAGGCCUUAGGAGCUUCCCAGGCCUCAAUUCCAUGAACCUGUUCCCUCACAUGGCAUACAAUUGUACUGCCGGUACAACAUUUGCUGAAAUGCAACAACAGAAAACAUACCAGCAUAAGGGGGAGCUGCUGGACAAAACGGCAGACUAUCUGUCAGGCCUGGAUAACCUGACAGACAGCAACUCAAUGCUUUCCAGGAAGAAGAUUAAGAAGACUGAAAGUGGUAUGUACGCGUGUGACUUGUGCGACAAAACAUUCCAGAAGACCAGUUCCCUCCUAAGACACAAAUAUGAGCACACAGGUAAACGUCCACACCAGUGUCAGACAUGCAAAAAAGCCUUCAAACACAAACACCAUCUGAUCGAGCACUCACGCCUGCACUCUGGAGAGAAGCCGUACCAGUGCGACAAGUGUGGCAAGCGCUUUUCCCACUCAGGUUCAUAUUCACAACAUAUGAACCACCGCUACUCCUACUGCAAGAGGGAGGCAGAUGAGCGAGAGGCAACUGAGAGGGAGGCCCAAGAACAAGGAGUUAGUGGUCUGCUGAAUGGAGGUCUGGAGCCCUCUGAAAAGAGGAUGAGGACAGCCUACCUGCAGGAGCUGGAACCUCUUGGAUCCUUAAAGCCUAAAGAUCAGGAGGAGCACUGCAACAAUACGAUUCUAAGAGACAACAGGGAGACAGGGGGAGGACAGAAUGAGAGAAAAGUGGACACCAGGAAGUUGAUGGAGCUGACAGAAAGACAGGCAGUAAGUUUUAUGGAACCGGAGGAAGACGAGGUAAAAAGCCUGAUGGACAUGACAAAGGAUGAGGAGGUCUGAAACUCAGCUGAUCAACGAGAGGUCACAGAGAAGAGAGGCAGAAGGCAAGAUCCAACAGAGACCGAUGCUCAAGUGCAUCAUUAGGAGAGCUUGGCUGGUCUGCAGAUAAAAGUACCGUAUUUUCACGACCAUAAGGCCCGCAUAAACGUCUCAAAUUUUCUCCAAAACAUGCGGCUCGCCCUACAGCGCAGUGCGCCUACUGUGUUGUUUUUUUUUCUUUUUUUUGGAAGGCGGAUUACAUGAGAACUUUGAUGUUUUAUAGCCGAGGUGAGCGCCACUCACAGCGCGUGUCCGUGCUCCCUCGCUUCUCCCCACAAGCAGUAAAUCUUCUUCUUCUUUUCCUUUUGGCUUUUCCCUUCAGGGGUCGCCACAGCGAAUCAGUUUCCUCCAUCUAAGCCUGUCUUCAGCAUCCCCCACAAGCAGUAAAUGUGGGGGGGGGAAAAAUCACAUUUGUUCAAAUUCAAAUUUGUUUUAAUGAAUUCUACAUUUUAUGUCACAUAAUUUGUUAUUAUUGAAGCAACUUGUGAACUUUCAGGCUGUUAAUUAAUCAUUGUUUUGACAGUGCUGGUAUCCAUAUUCAUUUCAUAACACCGCUAGAAGUCUCUCUUUACGGUCAGACGCUCUGGUCUGCUGCUCUGCCUCCCGCGUGCGUUUUCACCUGUCAAUGGAGCAGGUGGAGGAGCGCACGAGGACCCGCCCACUUCAAGCAGAGAAGAAAAAGGCUGAACCAGCGCAACUAUGUUUUUAGACAAAAGGUGUACGAACGCACACACGCACCCUCCCAGCCCACCCGCCGCAGCAACAGACCCCCUCGUCCGCGGCAGCCCACCCGGGCCGCCUCGGCUGACCCGUCUGUUGGCUGAGCGCGUGCACCAGCAGGGAGCACAGAUUCGUUGGUUUUAGGCAGUUCCAACACCCUGAUCUAACAGAAAACAGAAAAACAUCAAUUGUGCUUUUUUUCACCAUGAAGCGCUGAGUUGGCGACUCCUGCUGCUGUCGUGCGCAGCGGCCCGUACCGCUCGUUCCUAUAACUAAUAUUGCUUACUACACAUUCUUACUCGCCCAUCAUCCAUCUGGCCGGGGGCGGGGCCUUCCGCUGUUUCUGUGACUGAGAUAAAGACUGUCCCGCAUUAACCCGAGAGGAGGAAAAGUAGGGACUUUCUUUAUCAUUGUCUCGUCAAACAUAAACAAAACAUCACAGAUCAGGAGAGCCGAGCAGGUUAUCCGCCCUCCCCACCCCCUGCAGCACCUGUCUCUCCCCCUGCGUGUGGAGCGAGCAGACGCCGCUGAAGGGAGGAUGUCUGUCUGUCUGCAGACAGAACCGCCGCGCUGCAACAGGACAAAGACAGUCGUAACAGAUUUGUAUUUUACUUCUUUAUUUCCAAUCGGGUCACUGACAAUAGCCCGUGCCAAAAGCUGAGUUCCUGAUUGGCUGAUUCGAUGCAGCAUCUGUCAAACUCUGAUCUGCUGUGAAAUGAAGUCAGACUUUCAAGCGCUACGCGGCACGCGCUCUCGUGCUCGCCUCAACAGCUGCUUUAUAUGAGCCCGCCCACUAUGGCAGGAAAAGUAAAGGGAUUGGCUAAAACUUCACAGUACUGAAGAAAGUAGAAAUGAUUGACAUGUCCAAAGACCAAUAGACCUUUAAUGAACUGCUGCACUGUCUGCAGCAGCUGCUUUCGGUUUCGGAAGAGCUGCGUAAAUCAUAACUGUUUCUGCGUGGAAUCAAACUUCAAUGACCAGCCCUAGUUUUACUAUGACUGCGCCCUAUGGUCAAGAGCGCCUAAUGUAUUUGUUAAAUACAGAAAAAGGACUAGUAAGUGAAACUGCGCCCUAUAACCCAGUGCGCACUAUGGUUGUGAAAAUACGGUUUAUUAAUAUAUAUAUAUAUAUUAUAUGUAUUAAAUAUAUAAUAAAUGCUGUAUUGAUGAUUUUUUUUCCUAAAAAUAAACUUUAUGCAUUUUUUCUGUUGUUAUACUUUUGUUAUUUUUAGUUUUGAUUUUUUUUAUUAGACAUUUUUUAAUGUAAUUCAUUUAUUUUUUCCUAAGGUGUAGCAAGACGAGAAAAGGGUUAAGUGUUAUAAUAAUUGCUAAUUUGUAAUCAAGAUCAUUGGCAAACCUCAGAUGCAUUAGUAUUUAUAUAAACAAGAAAAAAAGUUAAUCACAAGACAAGCUGAUGGCUGCUGUGUUUAAACUAGAUUUAAUAUUUAUAACUUUUUUUGUUUGUUUUGGUGCUUUAAUCUUUGUAUUUAUGAAAGCAAAAAUGUUCAAACUGUAACCUAAUAUUCUGAGCACAGUGAAUUUAUCUCAAUAUUAAUGAAACAUUGAAUGAGAAACUGUCGACUGUUAUUACUUUUCUUGCUUUGAAAGAGU
Molecule: messenger RNA, 5476 nt
Organism: Oryzias melastigma (Indian medaka)
Lineage: Eukaryota; Metazoa; Chordata; Actinopteri; Beloniformes; Adrianichthyidae
Product: zinc finger E-box-binding homeobox 2
Biological process (GO): anatomical structure development; regulation of transcription by RNA polymerase II
Molecular function (GO): RNA polymerase II cis-regulatory region sequence-specific DNA binding; DNA-binding transcription factor activity, RNA polymerase II-specific
Source: RefSeq, a predicted model, not a curated record